Batrachochytrium dendrobatidis JAM81 is the source of this 513-nucleotide messenger RNA. RefSeq lists its product as uncharacterized. Gene Ontology annotation, molecular function: phosphatase activity. NCBI's taxonomy places the organism in Eukaryota, Fungi, Chytridiomycota, Chytridiomycetes, Rhizophydiales. Bases 1 to 513 code for a protein of 170 amino acids. The transcript has 5 exons. Gene Ontology annotation, biological process: protein dephosphorylation. The record is from RefSeq and is a predicted model, not a curated record. Gene Ontology annotation, cellular component: cytoplasm.
AUGGCUGCAACGGGUGACAAGGUCCUGGUUCCACCCCUCAAUUUCGCAAUGGUAGAACCAAAUAUUUAUCGAUCUGGAUACCCAAACAAAAAAAACUUUCCAUUCUUGCUAAAGCUAGGACUCAAGUCUGUCAUGUACAUAUGUGAAGAUGAUUAUACACAAGAAACUUUGGAUUUUUGGAGGAUAAACAACGUUUGUGUGUUCCACAUGAGAAUUGCUGGCAACAAAGAACCAUUUGGCGAGAUUGAGCAAAAGGAUAUUGCAGAUGCGCUUUUAAAAGUACUCGAUGAGAAAAACCAACCAAUUCUCCUACAUUGCAACAAGGGUAAACACCGAGUAGGAUGUCUGAUUGGAUGUUUAAGGAAGCUUCAAAAGUGGUCUAUGGCAUCCAUAUUUGACGAAUACCGGCGCUUUGCAGGCACCAAGACACAUAUUGCCGAUCAAGAGUUUAUUGAAGUAUUUGAUUCCAAUACUGUAGCACAUUUACUUUCUAUUGAAUCUCAAAAAGCUUGA